AAACAGUCUUCAUCCACUUGACUCUCUGGACCCGCCCACGUGUGGCCAACCCUUUACGUUUCGGACGCUUUUGCCGCAGGUUCAUAUGCUAAAACCAACCUUAUAUGGACUGAUCAGUCCGAUAAGUGAUUGUUUCCCCCUUGGUACCCAGCAGCAGCACAGUACCCACGAACUCCUCCGUCGUCUUGGGCAGGCUUCCUGGAUUUACGGAACUGAAUCUUCCGCUACUUUACCAGCCAAUGGUUAGCACUUACGUUGUACGUUUUUCUGCAACUGUUCAAUCUCAAAAGGCACUGCUCGGACUGUUUUAUAAUCUAAGCGUUGAAUCGGUUUUUUGUGCUUUGGAACAUCGUAUUUCCAAACUGGUGGCGCAACUUUCCUGCGUAAAUUACCACAGAAUAUGUCGUUGACCAACACGAAGACGGGAUUUUCUGUGAAGGACAUUCUGGACCUCCCUGAUACGAAUGAUGAAGACGGAUCUAUAACUGAGGACACAGAGGAGGAUACAGAGGGAUCCGAAGAAACAAAACCGACUGACGUGUUACAGCAAAGUCCCUUAGAAAAUGCUAAAAACCUGUCUGUAAAGAGUCCAUUUUAUAAUGUGCGUGAUAAUCCUUAUACAAGAUGGCUUGCCACAACGGACAGCUUUCAAUAUUCAUUGCAUGGUCUGUCAGCUAAUUCUCGCCAGGACUUGUCUGCCAAAUCACCCGAACCUUCCGCCGACGAAUCGCAAGACAAUGACAAAGAAACUUCAAGCAACGCCAGUGACUCCUGCAAGAAGAGAAAAAGGAGGGUUUUGUUCUCCAAAGCUCAGACAUACGAACUGGAGCGGCGAUUCAGGCAACAGAGAUACCUUUCGGCACCCGAGAGAGAACACCUUGCUAACUUGAUCCGUCUGACACCGACUCAGGUGAAAAUCUGGUUUCAGAACCAUCGCUAUAAAAUGAAGAGAGCUCGGGCGGAGAAAGGGAUGGAGAUGGUCCACCUCCCUUCCCCACGGCGUGUAGCUAUACCUGUCUUGGUCAAGGACGGUAAGCCUUGCCACUCCCAUAAAGCUCAGGACCUGACUUUUCAGACUGGGAUCCCUCUCUCAGCAUACAGUGCCCAUUCCCUCCAGCAUAUGCAAUAUAAUGCGCAUUACAGUUCUGCAACAAUGUCACACUUUCCCGCAGCGCAUCACUUGGUGCAGCAUUGGACUUGGUGAACUAUUGAGACAGCAAGGGGCCUGCGUCAAGGAAAAGAUACGGAGGAAAAGAAAGUAUUUGCAGUUUGAAGUUUGAAAAAUAUCAGCUACUUUAUUUAAAAGCUGAUAUUUACGCAACGUUUACAGAAUGUUCGUCGUAAAAAUCGGGUCAAGCCUAUCACUAAGAAUGUCAAUACUCGUGUAAUUUUUUGGUAAAUUAUGCUAAUGUAUUAUAGGUAGGCCUGUUUUCUUUAAUGUCACUCGUGUAUCAAGCACGCGCAACACUUUAAAAUUACAGCUAUUUUUCUUUUAUAUUGAACCUAAUUAUUUAUGGCCACGAAUAAACCCUGGCAAGUUUUAAA
Molecule: messenger RNA, 1545 nt
Organism: Anguilla rostrata (American eel)
Lineage: Eukaryota; Metazoa; Chordata; Actinopteri; Anguilliformes; Anguillidae
Product: homeobox protein Nkx-2.2a-like
Exons: 2
Coding region: 401-1204 (267 amino acids)
Biological process (GO): cell differentiation; regulation of transcription by RNA polymerase II
Cellular component (GO): nucleus
Molecular function (GO): DNA-binding transcription factor activity, RNA polymerase II-specific; RNA polymerase II cis-regulatory region sequence-specific DNA binding
Source: RefSeq, a predicted model, not a curated record